ACACACCUUUUCACAGUCACGCACCGAGAUUUUAGUCAUACUAUCGCACAAGUAGGGAGACAGUCAUGACGGAGGCAUCGAGUGAGAAUGCGGGUGACGCUCCGGCCAACGCCAACACGGGCUGCGUUGGGCCCACAUCGGAAACGGCCGGCAAGGCUUCGGCGUGCGACGGUUGUCCCAAUCAGAGCGCGUGCUCAACGGGGGCCUUUUCCUCCCCCGAAGCUGUUGCCAAGGCGGAAGCGGAAGUGGAAGCACUCAAUCGAAGUCUUUCCAACGUGUCGCACGUGAUUUUGGUCCUUUCCGGUAAAGGUGGUGUGGGCAAGAGUACGGUAGCGGCCCAGCUGUCGCACACGCUGUCCAACCAAGGCUACGCCGUGGGGUUGCUGGAUGUGGACUUGUGCGGACCGUCGGCGCCGCGGAUGGUUCUGGGCGACGCGUGUACGUCACAAACGAUACACAAGUCGGGAUCGGGUGCGUGGACUCCCGUGUACGCCAGCGCAAACCUCGCCGUCAUGAGUAUUUCAUUCAUGUUGCAGGAUACCAAUCAGGCUGUUGUCUGGCGGGGUCCGCGCAAAAACGCGCUAAUUCAGCAAUUUCUGACGGAAGUAGACUGGACGGGAGACACGGACGGACUCGAUUAUCUCAUCAUUGAUACACCGCCCGGUACCAGUGACGAGCACAUUUCUACGGUCCAGUACUUGCAAAAGGCUUCCGCUGUAAGUGGGGCCGUUGUCGUGACCACGCCGGAGGAAGUCAGCUUGGCCGACGUCCGUAAAGAACUCAGUUUCUGUCGCAAAACGGAUGUCCCCGUUCUAGGCAUCAUUGAGAACAUGGGAUCCUAUCAGACACGACUCUCACAAAUGGAAUUUUCCAAAGACGGACAGGAUUGCACGGCGCAGAUGCUCGCCGUUUUGCGAGAAAAAUGUCCGGAAGUACUGGAUUGCGUUGCAGCUUCAAACUUGUUUUCGGUCAAUGCGGGGGGAGCCGAACAGAUGGCCACAGAUUACGGUGUUCCUUUCAUGGGACGGUUACCCCUUGAUCCUGAUUUGCUCAAGGCUUGCGAACAAGGCAAGUCCUUCGUACAAACACACCCCAAUGCGAACGCCGCCGUGGCUCUGAAACAAUUUGCUCGUCAGCUCAACAAGGUUCUUCCGGUCAAUAUGGAUGAGUAAAACAUUGGACAAAGUAGGUAGUUUCUCAGCUGUAGAGCUUGUGUAAACGACAUUAUCAUCUG
This is a messenger RNA of Phaeodactylum tricornutum CCAP 1055/1, 1234 nucleotides long. RefSeq lists its product with no specific name. Gene Ontology annotation, molecular function: 4 iron, 4 sulfur cluster binding; ATP-dependent FeS chaperone activity; ATP binding. The transcript has a single exon. The coding region runs from base 66 to 1172 and encodes 368 amino acids. The record is from RefSeq and is a predicted model, not a curated record. NCBI's taxonomy places the organism in Eukaryota, Bacillariophyta, Bacillariophyceae, Surirellales, Neidiaceae. Gene Ontology annotation, cellular component: cytosol. Gene Ontology annotation, biological process: iron-sulfur cluster assembly.